Messenger RNA from Pipistrellus kuhlii (Kuhl's pipistrelle), 1615 nucleotides. RefSeq names its product chromosome unknown C17orf99 homolog (gene CUNH17orf99). The transcript has 6 exons. The coding region runs from base 1 to 780 and encodes 259 amino acids. The record is from RefSeq and is a predicted model, not a curated record. NCBI's taxonomy places the organism in Eukaryota, Metazoa, Chordata, Mammalia, Chiroptera, Vespertilionidae.
AUGGGCAGCUUCUCCGCGGAGCCAGAGGAAGCAAGCGCCGGCACACCGGCACGCCCUCCCGCGCUUGGUCAACGUUGGCUUCUUCCCUCCUCCGUUCACCUUCCAGAACUCAAACCCGAGCUCUCCAUCGCCUACCGGGUCCUGGAGGUCUUCCCCCGCGGCCGCCGCGUGACCGUCACCUGCCAGGUGCCCGCGCCGAUGCCCCGGCCCGUCACCUACACCCUCUGGGGGAGCCGGGACGUCGAGGUCGCCAGGAAGGUGGCCAGCACCCAUGAGCCCGUGUCCUUCCACAUCAACGUCACGCUCAAGUCCAGGCCCGACCUGCUCACCUACAGCUGCCAGGCCAGCACCUCGGGGGGCACGCGCCUGGCCAGCGCCCCGCUGCAGCUGUACUGGGAGCUGUGGGCCAAGCCUGUGUCCCAGCUGCACGCCAACUUCACCGUGCUGGACAGAGAGACGGCCCCAAGGUUCGAGAUUUCCUGCCAGGCGGCCUCGGGCAGCCCGCCCAUCACCUACAGCCUGGUCGGGCGCGACGGGCACGUGCACGUGCGACAGACACCGCGGUAUGGGCAGCCCGCCAACUUCUCCUUCCCGCUGACCCAGACGUCAGCCUGGCUGCGGUGCCAGGCCCAAAACGGCAUCAGUGUCCAGAGCAGCCCCCUCAUGCUGGCGCCCCCAGGCCAGCUGCCCAAGGCCCCCACCGUCGUGCUGGCUGCCAGCCUCACCUCCAUCGCCGCCAUCUCCUCCGGGAUGCUGGGCUGGACCAGGUGGAACAGGUAGUGACCAGCAGGUGCAGGCUCACAGAGCCCCCCACGGCACCCCUGGGAGUGAGGAACAGCCGCCAGCCCAGCCCUGCGGAGGAUUCCAGGAUGGGCUGGGAAUGCGGGUCCAGGGGGGACUGAAAAGGCCCAGCUACACCCACACCAUGGCCGCUUCCCCCCACGGCUCCCUCUUCCCCGAGGGGCACCCCGUCUCCUGGUGGUCCACCUGGCCAGCACCCCCUCAGUGACCUGAGCGGCAAGGGAAGGUGCAGGGGUCCCGUCCUCAGCCUGCACCUCCCUCCCCGCCUUCCCUGCUCAGUUGCUCUGAACCAGCCCAGGAAAGAACCGGAUUAAACUGACCCUCCCCCCACUGUCGCUCUGGGACCCAGUUUCUGCCCGCACCCCAUUCUGGAGCCUGGCGUCUGAAGCCCCGCCGCCUUUACCACCUGGGGCGUGGGGAGGGGGCAGCAGGGGAAGAACUGGGUGGUCUGCACCCACCCAGGCUCAGCUCCGGAGCGGAGGGCAGGGCGGGUCCCGGCGGCGGCCAGGGCGUGGGUGUGUGUGUGCCAGGGGCCUGGGCCCGGCAGGUGCGGCCCAGACGGCUCCGGUUGGGCUUCCUGGAGGAGGCGGGGAGCAGGCGCCCAGGAAGGCGGGGCCGAAGGCAGGGGCCCUCCCCCGCGAGUCCUUCUUCUCCUGGGGACGCCCUGCCCUCUCGGGUCGCGCCGGGGCCGCCCAACGCGGGGGCUGGACGUUAUCGCCGCCGCCGCCGGCACUUUGCCCUCCGUCCCUGGGGCCCCGCUGGCCACGCCCCGGGGCGGGGCUAGACAAUGGGGGCGGAGCUAACAGACGGGGCG